GCUGUUUAUAAAACUCAGCCCAGUUCGUGACUCGUCAAAACAGAGAACGACAUGGACCCUUGGACAGUUGCCACCGUGGUAGGAGGUGCAGUAGGUGCUGUGGUCGCAGCUCCUGUUGUUCUGGGAGCCGUAGGUUUCACCUCAGCUGGAAUAGCAGCAGGCUCCUAUGCUGCUGGCAUGAUGUCGGCUGCUGCAGUCGCUAACGGAGGAGCAGUGGCAGCAGGAGGGAUAGUGGCUGCUUUGCAGUCAGCAGUAGGUGCUGCGGUCGCAACUCCUGUUGUUCUGGGAGUAGUAGGAGCCAUAGGUUUCACCUCAGCUGGAAUAGCAGCAGGCUCCUAUGCUGCCGGCAUGAUGUCGGCUGCUGCAGUCGCUAACGGAGGAGGAGCGGCAGAGAAGUACAGUGGCUGCUUUGCAGGCAGAGCAGCUGGUCUGUCAGGAGCUGCCACUGCAGCUAUGACUGGAGCUGGAGCAGCAGCUGGCGCAGCAGUGGGAUGGCUGGCUGCCAUAAUUAUCUAAAAAAUCAAGACUGAACAAGAUGAAGAUUUUUACUUUUGCCAAGUGAAGGAGGCAACUGCAAAUUAGGCUAUAUUAGUUCACCUAACAGAACUUUUGCGUUGUGCAAUAAAUCGGUUUUGUUUGUAAUAAAUUG
Perca fluviatilis (European perch) is the source of this 649-nucleotide messenger RNA. RefSeq names its product interferon alpha-inducible protein 27-like protein 2A. The record is from RefSeq and is a predicted model, not a curated record. The transcript has 5 exons. Gene Ontology annotation, biological process: apoptotic signaling pathway. Gene Ontology annotation, cellular component: membrane; mitochondrion. The coding region runs from base 52 to 516 and encodes 154 amino acids. Lineage: Eukaryota; Metazoa; Chordata; Actinopteri; Perciformes; Percidae.